Apiotrichum porosum is the source of this 3489-nucleotide messenger RNA. RefSeq lists its product as uncharacterized. The record is from RefSeq and is a predicted model, not a curated record. The coding region runs from base 1 to 3489 and encodes 1162 amino acids. Lineage: Eukaryota; Fungi; Basidiomycota; Tremellomycetes; Trichosporonales; Trichosporonaceae. The transcript has 3 exons.
AUGCCUACAGCGUGGCCCCAAGUUCCCACAGAGGAUAAAUACAUUCCCUCCCAACCCAGGCCAUCAAACGCCCCGGCUACAACCAAGUACGACCCAGUCCUUUUGUACUCUCGUCCAGGUUCAAGAGUCGCUUCUCGCUCCACUUCACCAACACCAGCAGACGGCCUUCGCAGCGGUGGCCUGUCCCCGCAGAACACGGGUGGUUCCACGACCGGUAUCCACUUUCCUUCCCCCAUGAUUCGGAAUAUGCCUAGCAUCUCGUCACUCACCAGUCAACACAUCUCAAGCCAUGGUACUCGCGACAGUCCUCUUUUGCCAGCUGUACCACCUUUACCGCCUCUGCCAACAUUCGCCGCCGCCGCCACCACCAGCGGACGUCCCCAACCACCCCCCAAGCCGUACCAGACAUACCCGCCAGCCCAUAAAGAGCUGCCAUGCGUGGCUAGUGCAGAGAUGGAGAGGCUCAGAGAGAUGGCCGAGGUAAAGAGCAUCGCUUCCUCUCCAGACCCAAUCGCAUCCUCUCCAGGCCCAAUCACAUGCCCUGUUGCGGCCGCGGCCCCCCCACUCACUGCGAUGACCCCGAACCGAGCAUCCCAGUUGCGCCCUUCGGCACCUUCCUUCCGCCCGUCCACCCCAACGGACACGGGUCCAACCUACCCACCGACACGCGUGUUCUCCUCUGGAGCUACCCAUCCCGGUCAACAGCCAUACUCCCCUCACACUCCCAGCGUUGGCUUCUACCCUGACUGGCUUCCCGCAGCGGAUUCGGAGCUGCUCCAGGGUGGUUCUCCACCACAAACAUCCGGGUUCCAGUCCUUCACUUCACCUUUCUCCCCGAGCCAGCAAGCCCAGCAGAAGGAGAUAAGCAGCCCCAGUCUUGAUGCUGCAGCUACCGCUCCUGCCAUCUACCAUCGACCCGGGGCUGCCAAGGAGGUUCUCUCGUCUACGGUCAACGUACCUGCGACAGCCGACUCCACUCCUCGCCCGUCCAAGAUUGUGGCUGUUAGCACAGCUUCCACAGCGACACCUACUCAAACCAUUGGGACUCGAGCCUCUGGCCUCCAAUCGAGGUUGCAUUCCGAAGUGGAAAACGUUAAGGACAUCCACCGUGGCGGCGGUGAAAUACUCCAAGAUUCCCUUCUACCCCAAGCCCAACCGUCCUCUCCCGCUUUCAGCGCCAGGCCCUCACCAGAAGGACCAAGGCUCAGCAGAAUCCCUGGUCUGGGCGGCCAGUCCAAAGCAGCUUCCACUGUAUCGUUGUCUCCACCAGAGGCGUUUGUGUCUCGACCACCGAGCACACAGCCCCCAGUUCCCCCAAAGCGCCGUUAUGGUACUUUUAUCCCAGAAGGUAUUCCGCUCAAGCGGUCCAACUCGCCAUCGCCAAGUAUCGCAAGUCUCUCUAGCAUAUCCAGUAUCUCCACCCUCCCAAGCCCACCACGGAGCAAGACUGCAGGUAUGACCAACCUCGAGUUCCUCCAGAUGAUUGCCAACAAGAAGCGCCGCAACGCUGCCAUCAAGGAAGCAGAUACAGUCUCACCAGUCGCCUCCCCAAGCACGAUCAUGUCCCAGGACGACGUCGGACAUGUCUCUUGUGGACCACCUACUGUCUAUCCGAUGGCCAACUCGUUCAGCAUGGUCACAUCCGCGGAAGGGUCCAAGCCUGUUCCUUUAACAAGUCUCCCGCCUCCCACCCCACCAAAGCGCGAGGCUCUGCUGCCGUCCAUUCCAACACCGACUUCCUCAACCCCGCUGGCUAGUUCGCGUAGGCAGGUUUCUCCCCGCCCCCCAACGGCUCCAGUUCCGCUUCGAGCCCAGUUGGCCCCAACUCCCUCGGAUUAUGAAACCCCCUCUCAAGGGGGGGCGGGCUCUAGGAGGGAGCAAGUCACGGAACCACCAGGUAUCAGUACGAAUGAUAUGGCCCAGGUCAACCCUCUUGCUACUACACCUUCCACUCAGAAUCCUCAAACUGCCGAUGACAAGGGGACGGACCACGCUGGGGAUGAAAGCGAAGACAGUGACAAGCAAGACUCUGCUUCGCCAGCCUGGAUUAGACCACUUGAGCUGGCAAGCAAGGCCACAUCGUCCACUCCACGAAAGGCGAUAUCUUGGUCGCCUCGGGCAACCCCCAAAUCGACUGUUCGCGACCGUGGCACCAUGUCUGAUCACCGCACGAAGCUUCCUUCGAUCUCGAUCAUUUCCAACCCUCUCACCUUUGUCACCACAAACGCGUCUCCUGUGCGUACCCCAAAGACUUCCCGCCCAACCUCCAUGAUCAGCCUCGACAAGGGAAGCCGUAAGGCUCUCGAGGAGAUACAACGUGUGCAAGACUUUCCCAUGGGAGUGCCCACGAGCGGCGGGGAGCAGAAUCUGGCUUCACUUGUCCCCGCGGGGCUUUCGUCAGCCAACAAGAAGCCUACCACAUUGUUGCAACACGUCAAAAAGGACAAUAUCAUCCGCGAGCGAGUUGUCUCGGCUCCAGGCCGGCAUCACAAGAUCCCCACCCUCAAUCCGAACGCCAAACCCUUUGUCGUUCGAGGCCACGCGCUCCAGGCCGCCACUAUCCCAACUUUUACCAACCCCAACUUGACCACCAAUCUCAAGGCGCCCACUUCACUGGCUCCUCCAUACGUUGUGCCUAUCCCCGGCAAACUUCCAUGCACACCGGUCAACAGUCCCAUGGUGACAUUGGUCAAGAAGGCUAGUUCCUCCACCAAGGCCGCUGGAGACGUUUUCGAGCCCCCAGGUGGCAUCCCUGUUCCUAUCUCGUCGAGCGGGUCUGUUGUUUCGGAGGAUCAUGAUCUAUCCUCGUUCCAGGUGUUGGGAACUGAGUCCGACCCGUUUGAGUUUGUCGAUCAGCUGUCUCACCCGAAUCGCUCCAUCGGCGCAGACGCUGUGGGUACCAAUCUGGAGCCACUCGGAGACCCCCUCGCUUUGGACGGCUUCAGACUGUUGGGUCGCCAAGUGGAGUUCAACGACAAGGGCAAUGGAAGCAAGAAGAGAACCAAGCGGUACCAUGUCAAGGAGGUGUCCGAGGCAAAAAAGGACUCGGCGCAGGGUCAGAAGCACACCUCGCAGAAUCCGCCUUCCAACGAAUCUCAGCCAUUCAACACCCCAGUUCCCCCGACACACGAGAACCAGCUGCGCGCCUCCUUGGACACAUACCGCCUCCUCGCCACUGGCGCUUCUGGUAUUCUCCAGGGCACUACGCUUCACAAUGCGCUCGACGCGUUCCGGGUAACUGCCGAGCUUCAGGCGGGAUACAACAGCAUGGUCGCCAACCAGUUGAAACUUGUCGACCUGCUCAAUAAAGGCGGAGCUGACGAUGACCCAAUCUAUGAGAUGCUCACACACGCCCUGGAAGCCAAUGGCGAACACCUCAACUCGCUCCACGAAACCCUCUCGCUUAUCAACCACCUCCGGAACCAGGAUGUCGAGACUGCUUGGGCGCAGCAUGGUGGUCGGCCCGAGGAGGUCGAGUCGGAUGUUUGA